This is a messenger RNA of Sphaerulina musiva SO2202, 3087 nucleotides long. Its product is annotated as vacuolar protein sorting-associated protein 11. The transcript is spliced from 3 exons. Gene Ontology annotation, cellular component: endosome; HOPS complex. Bases 22 to 2985 code for a protein of 987 amino acids. Gene Ontology annotation, molecular function: protein-macromolecule adaptor activity; protein binding. Lineage: Eukaryota; Fungi; Ascomycota; Dothideomycetes; Mycosphaerellales; Mycosphaerellaceae. The record is from RefSeq and is a predicted model, not a curated record. Gene Ontology annotation, biological process: endosome organization; vacuole organization; intracellular protein transport.
GCCAGAUAUGGCUCGGUGAUCAUGCCUAUAGCUCCCACUGCGUGGAAGCUCUUCCACUUCUUCGACGUCUCUCCAGUCCGGUUGCCGGAAGGCGAUGCCUCCCUGUCUCUCGAGCAAGCGAGCAUCGGGACGGUAACAUCGGGCAAGGCCAACGUCUUUGUCGGCACGCCCACCGGACAUGUCCAUUUGCUGGAUCACGCAUUCAAAUCCGUCCGGUCAUGGAAAGCGCACGAUGCAGGCAGCGUCACUCAUAUCACGCAAGUUCAUGACACCUCCUAUCUGAUCACCCUGGCCGAGACACUGCAGCAUGAACCCGAGCUCAAAGUCUGGACACUGGAUCAGACCGAGAAGAAGACCGGCUUCCCACGCUGUCUGUGCACUCUCACGGUUCAGAAUGGUCGCAAGAACUUUCCCGUGAGCGCUUUUGCCGUCACUAGCGACCUUGUGCAACUUGCUGUUGGUUUUGGAAACGGCGCUGUGACAGUGGUCCGAGGCGAUCUGAUCCACGACCGAGGCACGAAACAACGUACCGUCUUCGAAUCUGAGGAGCCCAUCACGGGCCUAGCAUUUCGAGAAGCGAGCACCACUGCUCUCUAUAUUGCCACGGUAUCGAAGAUUCUAGCUCUUGCCAUCUCUGGAAAGGCCCAAGGCACUCCUGCGCGAACACUGGACGAUCAUGGCUGCGCUGUCGGCUGCAUGACUUUGGACCCAGAAUCGAAUGAGGUGAUUGUCGCUCGUGAGGAUGCCAUCUAUUCGUAUGGUCCCAAGGGAAAGGCCAGCUCCUUCGCGUGCCAAGGCGCAAAGAAGCUGGUCAACGUGCACAAGGACUAUAUGCUGGUCGCCUCACCUCCCGCCAACAACUUUGGCCAGGCAUCCAAGCUCGGCGCAUUUCGCACUGCGCGAGCGGACGAGAUCUUCAAUACGAGUACCUUCUCAAUUCUGAAUGCUGAUCUGAAAUUCACUGCCUACUCCAAGCCCAUCUCGAGCCAGAUACAUAAAGUCUUCACGAUCUGGGGUGACAUCUUCUUGCUCACCAUUGACGGCAAACUCUAUCGAUACCACGAGAAGACGUUUCAGCAAAAGUUGGAAGAAUUGUACAGCCGUAAAGAAUAUCUGCUCGCCAUCAUGCUGGCGAAGAAGUAUAACAUUGAUGCUGUACAGCAAAAUGUUAUCUUCCGCAAAUAUGGGGAUUACCUGUACCAGAGAGGCGACUAUGAUACGGCUAUGCAACAGUACCUACGUGCUAUUGACAACACCGAGCCCUCGCAAAUUAUCCGGAAAUUCCUGGACAACCAGCGUAUACGAAACUUGAUCGAUUAUCUGGAAGAGCUCCAUGAGCACAACAAAGCUACGUCAGAUCACACGACACUGCUGUUGAACUGUUACGCCAAGCUGAAAGAUGUCGAUAAGCUGGAAGAGUUCAUCAAGCAGCCAGGGGAACUCAAGUUUGACCUGGACACAGCCAUCGUAAUGUGUCGGCAGGGCCACUACUAUGACCAGGCGGCAUUUUUGGCCAGACGACACGAAGAGCAUGGACUGGUCAUUGACAUCCUGAUCGAAGACCUCAAAAAGUAUGCAGAAGCCCUGGCAUAUAUCGUCCGACUUGAGCCAAAGGAGGCGUACCCGAAUUUCAUGAAGUACGGCACGGUGCUGCUUGCACAUUGUCCUGCAGAAGCGACGCAGCUAUUCACUGAAUACUUCACCGGCGUCUUUAAGCCGAAGAAGGAUGCUGUGAUUGUGCAAGAAACACCAGUUGCACAGCAGAGUAGUGGGUUCGGCAGCACAAUGGCUUCGUCGGCUGCAUCCGCCGCACAAAACUUGGCUGCACUCAUACCUUUGCCUUAUAUGAACACCAGUACAGUGCAGACGCCGAAGAAUGGCGACGAGCCGGCUACAGUCCAACAAGCGCAAGUGGUCGAGUCGCUGACAGAAGGUGAAUACGUGGAGUACGAAGUGCCGAAACCACGAGUUGCUUUCCCAGCAUUUAUCGACCACCCUGAUCAGUUUAUCACAUUUCUGGACGCGUGCAUCAACAGUGACGGAGUCAAGGCUGAACACCGUGCCGAUCUUCACACCACGUUGUUCGAGAUGUAUCUCCACAAAGCAGGCACAAGCAAAGAUGCCGACGAGAAGACCGAGUGGGAACAGAAAGCGAAGAAACUCAUCGAGGAAAGGAAUGGCCCCAUCGACACGUCGAACGUCCUUCUCCUGUCCGAUCUCGAAAAGUUCCGCGAAGGUACAAUCCUCGUCAGUGAGCAACAGGGUCUCCGUUUCGAUGUCUUCCGCUCCUACACAGCAGCCUACGACACUCAAGGAGCAAUCAAGGCUUUACGGAAAUAUGGUCCCGAAGAACCACAACUAUACCCUGCCGCUCUCGCGUACUUCACUAGCACACCUCAAGUUCUUGACGCCGCAGGCGAUGAAGUUGACGUCGUACUCAGAAAGAUUGACGAAGACGGUUUGAUGGCUCCUCUACAAGUCAUCCAAACAUUAUCAGCCAAUGCAGUAGCCACAAUGGGUCUGGUCAAACGUUAUCUCUCGCUGACCGUCCAACGCGAACGAGCUGAGAUUGAGUCGAACCGGAAACUGAUCUCCUCGUAUCGAACCGAUACAAUCGCCAAGCAAAACGAAAUCACAGAGUUAUCCACGAAACCGCAAUCAUUCUCGCAGACAAGAUGUUCAAGCUGUGGUGCUACAUUGGACUUGCCAACAGUCCACUUCCUGUGUAAGCACUCUUUCCACCAGAGAUGUUUGAAUGUUCCAGAGGGAAUCGAUAUCAAGAACGACGUGGAGAUUGAAUGUCCAAUUUGUGCACCGCAGAAUGCUAUUGUAAGACAGACCAGAGAGGCACAGAUGGAAAGUGCGAGCAGGCACGAUUUAUUCGAUUCCAGUCUGCAGAAUCCUGGCGAAGGUGGGCGGUUUGGGGUCAUUGGAGAUUGGUUUGGAAGAGGAGUAAUGAGUGCUAGCGUGAACCAUGAUCAAUAGGGCAGAGCAGGGACUGAUUGAUAGCUCCGCCUGGAGUCCUCAAAGUCCAUUCCGCGUAGUCUUCCCAUACCGACAAUACUUGUAUUGUAACCCAUAUCAUCC